AUGUCGACGACAAAACCAAAAGGGGGCAGCGUGGAUGGGAGCCUCCUGCACCGUCACCCCGCCGCCAUGCUGAGAGUAUCGUUGUACCGCCGGCUGUUCGAGGAGGAGCCGUGGGCCAGCCAGCCGUCUGGGGGGCGGUACCUCUCCUCCGCCAGAGGCAGGACAACAGAAUUCCAAUGGGAGGAGCCUGACUUUAAAGCAGCCCGUGCUCUGAACAGAGAAGGCAUGUCUCAAUUUAAGAAGGAACGUGUCAUGAUUGCUGAACUCAAUGACCGACUGGCUCUGUUGUUUGAAAUGGCCCGAUGUCUGGAGGAAGACAAUGUGUCUCUGGAGGCCCAGAUCCUGGAGCUGGAGGAAAAACUGAGCAAACAGGAGACUGCCAUCUCCAUUGGACUGCCUGAAUGCGGUCUGGAGCUGGUGGUGGAGCGACUACGCAGAGAGAAGGAACAGAUCCUGUGUGAUGUCGCUAUGUUGAAGGGAGAGCUGGACCUUCUGCAGGUGCAGCAUGCUGAGGCUGUCGAGCAGAGGUCACUGAUCUGCCUGGAGAGGGAGGAUGUCGCCCUGGAUGUUGAUGUAGUGACCGCAGAAUGCCUGGCCCUGAAGGAGCAAGCGGGCAUCUACGAAGACCAGCUUGCCAUGAUGCGGGUGGAGUAUGAGUCGAGGGUUGAGAACAUGGCUGAACCUGCCAUGGCUGUUCCCGUGGUAACCUUGGAGUUUUCCAGCCCUGAUGUCACCCCUGCCAUCUUGGAUAUUGAGGAAUAUUUCUGUCAGCUGGCCAAAAGCUUGCAGUUUAAGUCUAAGGUGGUGGCCGGCAUCGCUGUGGGCGAGCAGGAUGAGGGCACGAAGGCCAAACUCUCUGGAGCAAGAAUGGCGGACAUGUCAAAGGUGGACGAGCUGAAAACAAAGAUUGCUGAGCUGCAGAAAGAGCUAGCGGAGCUGGAGAGAUACGGAGAGGAGCUGGAUGACACAAUCUUACAGAGGAGAGCUGCUUACCUGGAGGAGGUCGAGGAGCUGGAGGACUGCUUGGCUGAGCUGGAGGCUGCCCAGGCCCAGCUGGGGGCACAGAUGAAGGAUCAGUGUGGAGACUACCAGGACUUGCUGACUGAGAAGAUGACCCGGGAUAUGGAGAUUGCCUACUACAGGGGAUUGGUGGAAGUGGAAGAAGAGAGGCUGCACUACCUGUAA
Messenger RNA from Conger conger (European conger), 1185 nucleotides. Its product is annotated as desmin-like. Gene Ontology annotation, biological process: skeletal muscle organ development. The record is from RefSeq and is a predicted model, not a curated record. Bases 1 to 1185 code for a protein of 394 amino acids. Gene Ontology annotation, cellular component: cell-cell junction; Z disc; sarcolemma. The transcript is spliced from 11 exons. NCBI's taxonomy places the organism in Eukaryota, Metazoa, Chordata, Actinopteri, Anguilliformes, Congridae.